This is a messenger RNA of Punctularia strigosozonata HHB-11173 SS5, 558 nucleotides long. RefSeq lists its product as uncharacterized. The transcript has 3 exons. Lineage: Eukaryota; Fungi; Basidiomycota; Agaricomycetes; Corticiales; Punctulariaceae. Bases 1 to 558 code for a protein of 185 amino acids. The record is from RefSeq and is a predicted model, not a curated record.
AUGAAUCCAUAUGCUAGUUGGGGAGCUGGCCAGUCUAAUCCUUGGGGCUCAGUGCCUCCGCCAUCCAUUCUUGGAGCACUCCCGUCGCUUCAGACUCCGCCGAUGCCUCCCGGUCAACGCGCUGCUACACCGAACGUGCUGGCCUUUCACUUCACCUCGUUCAACCCCACGAUCAUGAACUGCACCGUCGUCGGACCACAAUCCCGCACUUUCUUCCGUGUGGUGUCGGAUCCCAAUUCGUCGCCUUUUUGCAGUAUAAUCCGCGAGUUCGAGGGCAGAAAUGUGGCUCUCGUUGAGUGGCAACAGCACCCCAAAGUCGAAAUCGCUGGCAUCGCAGAUAAACAGCGCGUGCAGACAUGGCUCGGACUGUCUUCUGAUCGCACUUCUAGAAACAUGUAUAUCAAUAAUGUUGGCUACAAAUGGACGCCCUCCGGGAAUGAUAUUUGCGCUCACAAUAUUGUUACACUGGAGCUGACAUACGAAGCAAUGCAAAGCGGAUUGCUGGAGCCCUGCGUCGUGGCUACCCUGCUUCUCUGCUGCGGAAGAAAUAUAGACUGA